This is a messenger RNA of Drosophila melanogaster (fruit fly), 2071 nucleotides long. It is a transcript of the gene sra, whose product is annotated as sarah. The record is from RefSeq and is marked reviewed. The coding region runs from base 524 to 1402 and encodes 292 amino acids. NCBI's taxonomy places the organism in Eukaryota, Metazoa, Arthropoda, Insecta, Diptera, Drosophilidae. Gene Ontology annotation, biological process: calcium-mediated signaling; mating behavior. Gene Ontology annotation, molecular function: nucleic acid binding. The transcript is spliced from 2 exons.
CACGUAAAACUUAGUCUAUUAACAGUCAUUUUUUAAGAAAUAACAAAAACAAAAUUAUAAUAUAGUUGCCGGCAUAAAAUCAAUUGAGUUAUGGAAACCAUAAAAUCCAAAUCCCAAUUAAAAUUCAUUAAAAGUUCUUGGAAAUUUAAUUUAUGCCAAAAAUUAUUAAUUAAGAAAUACAAAGCAAACAUUUUCAGCUGCUGGGCCGAAUCCUUGCAUGGAAACUCAUAAAAACUUCGCACAUUUCGCACCCAAAAACUAAGCCAAUUUUGUUAGCCCAAGCUAGCACAAAAACCCAUUUGCAUUUGUCUGAAAUAACUCCCUGUCCGGGUAAACAGCGUAUAAUUAACUCACUGCAUAUUGCUGAUUCAUGGGCCACAAUAAAACACUAAGAAGAAUGCUAUUUUUAUAGCAUACAAAUGGGCACCCAUCCAGAACUACGACUGGCAGUUAUUAUAAUGAAACCCACCAAGGGUUCCCUUGGAUUCGUUGGGAAUGGGUUUCAUGGCGGUCACAGCCAGCCAUGUCCGACGCGGCCAAGUCCAACAACAAUGCGUCCGCCGAUGCACCUGAUCCGACCACUCCUGACGCCACUGGCGAAGCUGACGCGGCCAAUGCAGCCACUCCGACAACUCCGCGUGGCAAUCACAACAACAACAACAGCGCCAACGGCAGAAGCAAGAACAAACUGAAGUCGACACAGAACAGCAGUGGAGGCGGCAGCAUAGACAAGCUGUCGCCGGACCAGGACAUUUUCAUCAACGCCGCCGACGGCCUGCCCAAUCAGCAUCCGUCGCUCCCAAAGGAGGGAGACGUGGAUAGCGACACAGAGCCGGAGGUGGAUGCAGACUCGUUCGACGACCUACCCACCUCAAUCAUCGUGACCAACAUCCACUCCGAGGUGUUUGCCAAUCCAGAGCUGAAGCACGCCAUGGAGGAGUUAUUCCGCACAUUCAGCGAAUCGGCUACGUUCCAGUGGCUGCGCAGCUUCCGUCGCCUGCGUGUUAACUAUGACAAUGCCAUUGCGGCGGCAAAUGCGCGAAUCAAGCUGCACCAGUACGAGUUUAACAAGAAGACGGUUAUCACCUGCUACUUUGCCCAGCCGGUGACACCGGUCAGCAACAAGAACCUGCAGCCACCGGCGCCGGUCAAACAGUUCCUCAUCUCCCCGCCCGCUUCGCCGCCAGCCGGCUGGGAGCCGCGCGAGGAAGGCGAGCCACUGGUCAACCAUGAUCUUUUGGCCGCGUUGGCUAGCCUCACACCCGGCGAGUCGCACGAGCUGCAUCCUCAGAGCGAGGACCAGCCGGCCAUUAUUGUGCACACGGCCAUGCUGGCGGAGACCGGGCCGGGACUGCAGGUGAAGGCGCCAAUUGUCCAGACCAAGUGCCCGGAACGGGCAUAAUCAUAAGGUGGUGACGAAACUAAAGCUGAAAACCUGAGUUGUAAAACCAAACGAUCGGGACAACGGGUUGGGACUCAUGCUCUGCGGAUGGUUGGGGCUUCGAUUGAGUAUUUUUUGUAAAUAUUUUCCGAUUCAAUUGUGAUUAAUUUACACAUACAUAUAUUUAGCUACGUUCGUAUGUUUGUAUUAAUAGGCACUCGAACUCCCAUACCCGACAUACUUUCCCACCCUUCCUUCAAGCGUAGCAUUUACCCCAGUUGGCUUCUGAUACAAGUUCAUUGGCUAACAACCGCAUCUAGAUGUGUUUAUCUCGCGAUUUGAGUGUGUCUAUGUGUAAGAAUAUUGAUGUUAAGCCAUCGCAAAUACCUGCUAACAAUAUCUACAUAUAUCUCUGUGUACCUUCGACGGGAAAUCGCUGACAGAGGCGCUACCGAGAACCGCGAUCCGAAAUCCCAGAUAUAAAGCUACUAUAUCUAUGUAAAUGUUAAUGUAAUUCUAAGCCAGCGAAAUCGUGUAACGAUAUCGCAUCAGAUAUCGGCAUACACAUACAUACGUUUAUAAAUCUAUAUGCCUACGUGUAGUUAAAAUUUAAAUUGAAAAUAUAUUCAAAUUCGAAAUGAAUGUUCUCAAAUGUACCAAACAAAACAAAAUGAAGAAUUACCAAACAAG